Lasiodiplodia theobromae is the source of this 744-nucleotide messenger RNA. Its product is annotated as Rab GTPAse. The record is from RefSeq and is a predicted model, not a curated record. Lineage: Eukaryota; Fungi; Ascomycota; Dothideomycetes; Botryosphaeriales; Botryosphaeriaceae. Gene Ontology annotation, cellular component: endosome; plasma membrane. Gene Ontology annotation, biological process: protein localization to plasma membrane; regulation of exocytosis; protein secretion. Gene Ontology annotation, molecular function: GTP binding; GTPase activity. The coding region runs from base 1 to 744 and encodes 247 amino acids. The transcript is spliced from 3 exons.
AUGGCCGGCACACGAAACUAUGACUUUCUUAUCAAGCUCCUGCUGAUCGGCGACUCGGGCGUGGGCAAGUCGUGCUGCUUGCUGCGCUUCAGCGAGGACUCGUUCACGCCGUCCUUCAUCACCACCAUCGGCAUCGACUUCAAGAUCCGGACCAUCGAGCUUGACGGCAAGCGAGUGAAGCUGCAGAUCUGGGAUACCGCAGGGCAGGAGCGCUUCCGCACCAUCACGACCGCCUACUACCGCGGUGCCAUGGGCAUCCUGCUGGUCUACGAUGUCACCGACGAGCGCUCCUUCAACAGUCAAGCCACAGAAGGAGAUCCCCCUCCCCAUGAGAAGGACAACGAGGCUAACGGCACGCGCCCCUCACGCACCCUCCUUGGGGGUGCGGGGCGGGGGGUUUGCGUCGGCGCAACAGACAUACGGACUUGGUUCUCGAACGUGGAGCAGCACGCGACGGAAGGCGUCAACAAGAUCCUGAUCGGCAACAAGUGCGACUGGGAGGAGAAGCGCGCGGUGUCGACGGAGCAAGGGCAGGCGCUGGCCGACGAGCUGGGCAUCCCCUUCCUCGAGGUGUCGGCCAAGAGCAACAUCAACGUGGACAAGGCCUUUUACUCGCUGGCGGCCGACAUCAAGAAGCGCAUCAUCGACACGGCGCGCAGCGACCCGGCGCCCGGCCAGGGCAGCAGCGGCGUCAACGUCAACGACUCGGGCGCCAACGCGGGCAUGGGCGGCAAGUGCUGUUAG